Messenger RNA from Arvicola amphibius (Eurasian water vole), 3416 nucleotides. It is a transcript of the gene Flt3lg, whose product is annotated as fms related receptor tyrosine kinase 3 ligand. Gene Ontology annotation, molecular function: receptor tyrosine kinase binding; cytokine activity. Lineage: Eukaryota; Metazoa; Chordata; Mammalia; Rodentia; Cricetidae. The record is from RefSeq and is a predicted model, not a curated record. Bases 1370 to 2077 code for a protein of 235 amino acids. The transcript is spliced from 9 exons. Gene Ontology annotation, cellular component: membrane; cell surface. Gene Ontology annotation, biological process: positive regulation of cell population proliferation.
UUUGAGACAGGGUCUUAUGUAGCCAAGGCUAACCUUGGACUCCUGGUUCUCCUGCCCCCACAGUGCCACAGUCUUCAUCCUCAGCCUUUCAGGGACAGCGUGCUCCUUUCUAAAGGGCAGCUCAGGUGCAGUCCAGGUGCCAGCCCUGAUAAACAACGGCACUCCCCAUACUUGGAAAAUCCCGAGGACUUAUCUCCCAGGAACCAAAACCAAACCCAGACACCACCUGUGCUCCACAGCAGUGAUGGACAGGAAGAGUCAGGGCCUGCUGGACAGUUCGCGUGUGGUUGACGCUGUGGCGGGCAGAGUUCUCAGAGCAAGGACUUUUCAGGGUGGAGACAGUCACUGAAGAGGCCAAGACAAUGGAUAAGAUAAGUGAGCCACAGGGCAUGUUCAGUACUGAUAAGAGCAAAGCGGGGGUCAGUCUGGUAGUGCAAGGGGUGCAACCUGGAAGAGGGAGUCAUGAAGCCUCCGCCUUGUGUGUUUAAGAUGGAGGCGGAUAUAGGUAUCUGGAGGGACUGGUGUCCCCCAUGCUGAGUCAGUGCAUAGACCUUGGGGUGAGAGUAAACCCACCUCACACACACCAGGCUAGUGUCGGAUUCGAACAAGGUUAGCAGGCAGAGGUUAGCCCAGCGCAGGACCAAAUUCUGCAGAUCUUUGUGGCACUCUUGUUUGGAGUCAGGGGCCUGGAGCAUGAUAGACAAAGCACUCUGCCGCUUACUCGUGGCUUCAAGGCAGCUGCUCUCCGACUGAGCUGUGUGUAUCUGUCCCUCUCUCUACUGCUUGAGACAGAGUCUUAGUAAAUUGCCCAGGCCAGCCUUGAAUGCGCUCUGUAUCUAAGGCCAGCCUCUAAUUUCCAGUCCUCCUGCCUCAGGCUCCUUGGUAACUGGGGUGACCGAUCUGUACCAUCACCGCCCCCGCUGAAGCCUGGACUUGUAUCUUGAAAAAAUCAAGAACCCAGAGACUGGAAGAACUUGGCUGGCAGGUUCACAAGUUCUGUGUCCCUGUGAGCAGUUGGGGAAGUAGGAAACUCAGAAGGAAGGCCACUGUGACAUUCUUUGUGGGAGAUGGUGGCGGCAAGGCCAGUAUGGUGGCAGCUGAUGUAAUGGGCACUGGUCGGUACUGGAGGGCCUGGUUGCAACCUCAGCUCUUUCACCGUCGCUGUCCUGCGCUGUCCUAGCUGAGGCCUGCGGCCGCACCACUUCUCACCGCUGGGUGGCGCGUCCCGCCCGGGCACGAACUCACCCCUUGCCCUGUCUACCCCAAAGCUUCUUUCACUUUCGGUCUUUGGCUGUCACCAAUUUGGUCUUUCCACACCCAGCUGGGGCAAGCCUGACCCUGCCACAGGCAUGAGGGGUCCCCGGCCGAGAUGACAGUGCUGGUGCCAGCCUGGAGUCCAAAUUCCUCCCUGCUGCUGCUGCUGCUGCUGCUGAGUCCUUGUCUGCGGGGGACACCUGACUGCUACUUCAGCCACAGUCCCAUCUCCUCCAACUUCCACUUGAGGAUCAGCGAGCUGACUGACUACUUGCUUAAAGAUUACCCAGUCACUGUGGCCAUCAACCUUCAAGACGAGAAACACUGCAAGGCCUUGUGGAGCCUCUUCCUGGCCCAGCGCUGGAUGGAGCAACUGAAGACUGUGGCAGGGUCUGAAAUGCAAACACUCCUGGAGGCUGUCAACACGGAGAUACAUUUUGUCACCUCAUGUGCCUUCCGGCCUCUACCAGAAUGUCUUCGCUUCGUCCAGACCAACAUCUCCCACCUCCUGCAGGACACCUGCACGCAGCUGUUGGCUCUGAAGCCCUGUAUGGGGAAGGCCUGCCAGAAUUUUUCUCGGUGCCUAGAGGUGCAGUGCCAGCCAGAGUCCACUACCCUGCCACCCCCAAAGAAUCCUGUAGCCCUAGAAGCCACUGGGCGUCCAGAGUCUCCGUCCAGUCAUCUGUUUCUCCUGCUGCUGCUGCUGCUGCUGCUGCUGCCUCUCACGCUUUUUCUGCUGGCAACUGCCUGGUACCUUCACCGUCAGAGGGCAAGAUGGAGGGCAGUGCUCCGCCCUGGGGUGCCCCUCACCUCCCAUCCCUAGAAUAUGAAACUUGCGCAGCGUUGACUCCGCCAAGGUCUUAUCUCGAGUUGGGAACCAAACAAGGAACAAGCUAGGCAAAUACUGUGCUACUGAACUCCAUGUCCUGCUAGAGGACACAAUGUCCAGGCACAGUGAUGAACAUUCCAGUACUUCUGAGCUGGCGAUGCUGAAGCUGGAAGAUACUGACUUUAAGAAAAUCACAAAGGAAGAAAGAGAAAGAAAAAGAGGACACUGUAGCCCUGUGUGGCUGCUUCUGUCAUCCCAGCUUCUUAAAAUAAAAAAUGACUGCUGGGCGUGGUGCUGCCUGCCUGAAAUCUUAGUAGUCAAGAGGCUGAGGCAGAGGGAUUUAAGGAGCAAGGCCAGCCCUGGGAACUUAGUGAGAACAAAGAAGAGUAGCAAUGCCGGGCUGGGCUUGGGGAGCUCGCACAGAAAGGUUCGGUUCCAUCCUGGUUCCAUCUGCAGCAGCAGCCACACAGCCGCUGGAAACAUUGUAUCUGCACUAAUAUUCCCACUGCCGAAACAGACUCCCUGCUAGCUUAGUUAAAACAAUUAGAUGGAGGAACAGUUUCUAAACUUUGUGGCUUCCUAUUUCUGGGCUUGUUUCAGAAACACAGACCAUUUAUCAGACAUAGUGGCACAUGUCUGUAAUACCAACUCUAUUUACUAUUUUUUUUUUGAGAUGGUCUCUAUGUAGCUCAGAUGGCCUGGAACUCGGUAAUCCAUCCUCCUGCCUCUACCUCUGGAGAGCUGGGAUCACUGGUGUGUACUCUCACAUCUGAGAGUAAUUGCUCUUUUUUUAAAAAAUUACACUCAAGCCUCCCCAAAAUAAAUAAAAAUUUAAAAAUAAUUCCGCAUGGUGGGGGCCUAUGUGCACCAUUGUGCUUGCGCACUAGUCGGAGAACAACUUGCUGGAGCCACUUCUCUCCUUCCAUCAGAUGGGUCCCAGGAGAACUCAGGAUGACAGGCUUAGUGGCAGAGGCCUUUUAUCCUUUAAGUCAGCUUGAGGGCCAUGAUUUGUUUUGCUUUGAAACAGGGCUUCAGAUAGACCUACCUGACUUGGAACUUGUGUUGACCAGGCUGGCUUAGACAGAUAUCCACCUGCCUCUGCCUCCUCAGUGAUAGGACUAAAGGUGUGUGUCACCACGCCUGGCUGUGAGACUCCCUUUGGAAAGACAAAGAACAAAACAAAAAACCCUUGGAGCAGAUUUUGUGGUCAAGUUGUAGUUCCUGCACACCACAGAAGAGGCAAAAGGGCAAGGAUUCUGGGUUAUCUACUAGUACAUAGAAAUCCCAGACUAACCUAAACGGGGUGUGGUGGAGUGGGAAUGGGAGAGGUGGG